Messenger RNA from Tauraco erythrolophus (red-crested turaco), 822 nucleotides. The record is from RefSeq and is a predicted model, not a curated record. Lineage: Eukaryota; Metazoa; Chordata; Aves; Musophagiformes; Musophagidae.
ACAGAAAAAAAUGCAGUUGGUUUCAAAUAUCUCAUUUUUUGCCAUGUUUGUGAUGUACUUUAUGACUGCCAUAUUUGGCUAUUUGACUUUCUACGACGAUGUGCAGUCAGAUCUGCUUCACAAGUACCAGAGCAAAGAUGACAUCCUCAUCCUGACCGUGCGCUUGGCCGUGAUCGUUGCAGUGAUACUCACGGUGCCGGUGCUGUUUUUCACUGUGCGUUCAUCGUUAUUUGAACUGGCUAGGAAAACAAAAUUUGACUUAUGUCGUCACGUUUUGGUUACUUUUGUUCUUUUGGUUAUCAUCAACCUGUUAGUCAUUUUUAUCCCCACCAUGAAGGAUAUUUUCGGAGUCGUAGGGGUCACAUCUGCUAAUAUGCUGAUUUUCAUUCUACCUUCCUCAUUGUAUUUAAAAAUUACACAGCAGGAUGGAUCAAAAUUGACUCAGAGGAUUUGGGCUUCUCUUUUCUUGGCACUGGGGAUAAUGUUUUCCUUAGUGAGCAUUCCCUUGGUCAUCUAUGACUGGGUACAAUCGGGAGGCAGUGCCGAAGGCCACUGAAGUUCACCUCCUCCUGAAGACACUCCUGUUUGCUACACACCAAAAUCGCAGCCAUCCGUUCUGUUAUCUAUUCCAUCUUUUGUGAGUUAACUCAAAUCAAAUCCAAAUAAUGAUUAUCCAGUACUGAAAAUACUGUUAUGGGUGUAUUUUCUUGCAGAAAACAGACCCAUUUUUCCAAAAGGCAUAUCACUCUGUCCCCCAGUACUGAGUUAUCAGAUCAGCCUAAAGUCUGUGUUAAUUGUAAGACUAUAUAGAGCAUUGCUCAU